Molecule: messenger RNA, 710 nt
Organism: Heterobilharzia americana
Lineage: Eukaryota; Metazoa; Platyhelminthes; Trematoda; Strigeidida; Schistosomatidae
Source: the annotation of a GenBank genome assembly
CUACUCCGAUAUCGUCACCCAGACAACUACCACGAUAGAGCACACUGACUUGUGAAGUGGCUAUCAUCAUGUCUCCAAGAACAUCAAAGGCUCUCAUGCAGUGGAAACCAAUCUCCUCCUCCAACAACAGCAUCAUGACAGCAAGAUGGAUUCAACUGAAGAGGAAGGAAACCCACAAUCAUUCAGUGAUACGUUAAGCUACGCACCUACAAAUAAUGGAGAUGAAGAGAAGAAGGAGGAAUUCUACUGACAACUGCAAUCAGUAAUCCACAUGACCACAACACAGUUGGCCACAUCAAAAUCUCAAUGGGCGACAUGAAUGCCGAACUUGAAGUGGCAAACACAGGAAGAGAACUGAUGAUGAUGAUGAUGGGUGGAGAGGCACUCGGUGAGAUGAUGAAUGAGAAUGGAGAAGUGUUUGCAGACUUCUGCACAUUCAACCAAUUGGUGAUUGGAGUCAGGCAGUGUGUACAAACACAAAGAUAUUCACAAAGUGAAAUGAAGUUGCUUUCACCAUUCACCAGACGGACACACUACACUGAAAAUCGGAUCGACUUACAAGUUGCAAAACACUACGCCGGAGAAAGAAGUGAAAAAGAGUGCACUCAAAGACAGAAGACACUUCAUCGAUACACUCACAACUAAAGUAGAACAGGCUGCUGGUAAGGGGAACGGAGACAUGACAGCACCAUAUCAAAUAACCAGGUUUC